Asparagus officinalis (garden asparagus) is the source of this 1806-nucleotide messenger RNA. RefSeq lists its product as uncharacterized. The coding region runs from base 1 to 1806 and encodes 601 amino acids. The record is from RefSeq and is a predicted model, not a curated record. The transcript is spliced from 7 exons. Lineage: Eukaryota; Viridiplantae; Streptophyta; Magnoliopsida; Asparagales; Asparagaceae.
AUGCCUGAAAAGGACAUCACCUGCAUCGUAGCUUCGGGUGAUAGAGCAGUAUUCAUGAAGAUUAACACUUCAACCACCAUUCUUGAUCUAAAAUUUGAUGUGUCAGAUAGGUUAGAUCUUCCAUAUGAAUCAUUAAGUUUGUCAUUCAAAGAUGAAACGAACGGAAGCUUCAAAUUUCCUAUUGAGAACGAGGGGGAUCUGUCGUCUAUGGUGGAGCAUUGCCAUAACAGAGGAUUAAAGGAGGUUCACAUGCAAGCUUUCAAGGAAAAAGAGGAUUCUUCAAAAGUCCACAACGCUGUUCAAUUAAUCGCUACUAGCAGUAUGAACUCAAAAAGCAUAGAGGGUGGCCCGCCGUUGUCGACGCCCACAUGUGUUUCAGAUAGGAUCCCCAAUGAUAAUCCUUCUGGAGAUAAUGUUCCGAUGAUUGAUGACAUGAUUAGAAGAUCAGAGAGGAUUUCUGCUUGGUGGAACACUGCUUUAACCGGUGAGGGACAACGGUUUGAGAGUGCGAAGGAAUUAAGAUUGGCUUUACUAUACUAUUCCAUGGCCAAAAAAUUCGAGUACUUGUUUGCUAAGAAUGAACCGAAGCGUAUUCGAGUCUUUUGUCGGUUCAAGGAAGCCCAAAAUUGCCCGUGGAUGUUAUUUGCCUCUCCAACACAAAAUGAGAACAGACUUGAAAUCAAAACCUUCGUGGACAACCACACAUGUGGGAAUUUUGGCAAUAAUGCAUGUCAAUCUAGGGCGUCACGACAAUUCAUUGCGACCCAAGUAUUACCCACGUUAAAGGUCCGACCAGAUUUACAACCUAUCGACGUACAAAAGGAGUUACUAACUUCGUAUAGGCUUAGGGUCGAUUAUAGCAAGAUAUGGUGGGGUAAAGAAAGAGCACAAGAGUAUGUAGAAGAGGUUAAGAAGACAAACUCAGGUAGCUACAUUCAUGUUGAACAAAAUGAGGGGAGGUUUUCAAAGCCAUUCAUCUGUUAUGCCGCCUGCAUAAAUGUGUUUUUGAAUGGUUAUAGACCACUUAUAUUUUUGGAUGGUACCUUUCUGAAAGAUCGUUUCAAAGGUUUAUGGUCUAUUCUCUAUGAAAGGCCAGAUCCAUACAACCCUCUACACAAGCUAGUUAUAAUAUCUGAUGCGGAUAAGGGGAUCAGAGAAGCAGUCAGAGAAUAUUUUUCGGAUGCUAUACACUCUAGAUGUGUUCUGCAUCUAGUUGAGAAUUUUAGGACAAAGUUGCGGGAUUUGGGUUUCAAGGCAAAGGAUACUCAGAUUUUGGGCAACCUUCUAUAUGGUCACGUUACAUCAAAUGUUGCAGAGUCAUUCAACAAAUGGAUACAUGAGGCUAGGCUUCUACGGAUACUACAACUCGUAGAACACAUACGUAAACAGAUUAUGGUUCGCAUGAAUGAGCGACGAUUAAUGGCUGAAAGUUGGAAUGGAUUUCUUUGUCCCAAAGCUGAACUUGUCCUCAAAGAGAACAUGGAAAAUGGGCGUCCAUUGGAUGUGCGUCAGUCUCAUACAAGAUUAUUUGAGAGGGAUGUUUACCAAUUCUGUGACUGGUUUAUGACGGUUGAAGCUUUUAAAAAGAGCUACGAGCCAAUCCUCUACCCCAUCCCCGAUUACGAGAAGCGUAGCGUACCACGGGAGGAGAUACAGAUCCUACCACCAUUAACAACAAAAAGAAAAGGAAGAAAUAAGACCAGGCGUAUCAACAACAGAACAGUUUACACCCGGCCACUUAAAUGCUCUCGAUGUCAUGUGGAAGGUCACAACCAUAAAACAUGUAAUGAAUCUAUUGCUGACUAA